Menidia menidia (Atlantic silverside) is the source of this 213-nucleotide messenger RNA. The record is from the annotation of a GenBank genome assembly. NCBI's taxonomy places the organism in Eukaryota, Metazoa, Chordata, Actinopteri, Atheriniformes, Atherinopsidae.
AUGACGACGAUGAUGAUGAAGAACCCCAUGGCUCUGGUGGCCUGCAUCUUGCUUUUCUCAUCCCUCACUGUCCUGGCAUCUGACAAUACGUUUGGACCGGAUAAAUGCUGCUUUAAGUUCUACACCCAACAGCUACCUAAGAAAGGGGUGGUGAGCUUCAAAUUCACUGACAAGUUGUGUUCGAUGGAAGGUGUGCUGGCCCUGCGGACAUAA